Cylicocyclus nassatus is the source of this 243-nucleotide messenger RNA. The record is from the annotation of a GenBank genome assembly. NCBI's taxonomy places the organism in Eukaryota, Metazoa, Nematoda, Chromadorea, Rhabditida, Strongylidae.
AUGGAGAUAACGUUUGAAUUUUUCUUCGACCUCGGAGUAGCAUUAGCACCUAUCAUAAUACCAAUAUCUAUCGUGGUACAUAGUGAAAAAUUGAAGAGGCAAUUUCAAUCAUUUUUGCGCAAAGUUGGUAUUCAUUCGAAAAACGCUCAGUCACUUGUCGAUUUUGAGGGAAACCAAAUUAAAAUAAAGGCAGGAGAGGAGACCGCAGCAUACUUCAAUCAAUUCAGAGCAGCUUGGUCUUGA